Molecule: messenger RNA, 276 nt
Organism: Emiliania huxleyi CCMP1516
Lineage: Eukaryota; Haptophyta; Isochrysidales; Noelaerhabdaceae
Exons: 1
Biological process (GO): protein phosphorylation
Molecular function (GO): protein kinase activity; ATP binding
Source: RefSeq, a predicted model, not a curated record
GUCGAGGAGGUCAGCUUGCUGCUCAACCUUCGGCACAAGCACGUGGUGCAGGCGUAUGGCGUGAGCGAGACGGGCGCGCUCGUCAUGGAGCUGUGCGGUCUCGGGACGCUCGAGGCGCUCCUCUCGUCGGGAUCUCCCUUCUCCGAUUCGGCAAUGGCGCGCGGGGUCGCUCAGGGUAUCGCCUACAUCCACUCGCAGAAGGUCUUUCACUGCGACCUCAAGCCGAGCAACAUCCUCGUCACGGAGGGCUUGGAGCCCAAGUUAGCAGACUUUGGC